Messenger RNA from Helianthus annuus (common sunflower), 840 nucleotides. RefSeq names its product zinc finger CCHC domain-containing protein 9-like. Lineage: Eukaryota; Viridiplantae; Streptophyta; Magnoliopsida; Asterales; Asteraceae. The coding region runs from base 1 to 840 and encodes 279 amino acids. Gene Ontology annotation, molecular function: nucleic acid binding; zinc ion binding. The transcript is spliced from 2 exons. The record is from RefSeq and is a predicted model, not a curated record.
AUGGAGACAGUUGUUGAUAUUAGUGGGUGUGUUGAGCAGGAUAUUGUAAAGUUUGUCUCUCAAUCUUUUAAAGGUGAAGCUCUAGUUUGGUGGAAAGCCCUGAUACAGGCCACAGGGAAAGUUCCACUUUAUAAUCUGUCAUGGGAUAAAUUUGUUGAUCUAAUGAGAGAAACUUUCUGUCCCCAACACGAAAUAGAGAAAGCUGAAGCUGACUUUUUAACUCUGGUUAUGAAGAAUUUAGAUUGUCCAGCUUGUGUUACUAGCUUCAACGCCAUGUCUCGAAUGGUACCUUAUUUAAUUACACCAGAGCCAAAGCGUAUUGCAUGCUUUAUUGGUGGAUUGGAUCCUGAGGUGAAAGGUCAUGUGAAGGCUUCCAGGCCAGCAACUUACCUGUCAGCAGUAGAUCUGUCUUUGUCUUUGACCUUGGAUAUUAUCAGAAAUAAGUCCGUAAGGACUACAGAUGAUGGGAAGAGAAAAAGAGAAAAUGAUAACUCUCGACGUUCCGAUAAGAAAAAGAAGGGUAAUUCUGAAUUUAAGAAAAGCUCCAACCAGUCAGGUGACAGACCUGUAUGUAAGAACUGCAAGAAACGCCACCACGGUAAAUGCACUAUUGAUCCACGAGAGAGACCCUGUGGAAUUUGCAAAACGAAGGGUCAUAAAGCUUUGGAGUGCAAGGACCUCAAGAAUGCAACCUGUUAUGGUUGCAAUGAGAAGGGGCACAUUAAGCCUAAUUGCCCGAAAAACACGAAGAAGCCUGGAGAGGCUAAAAAGACAAAUGCUCGAGUUUUCCAAAUGAAUGCCAAGGAGGAAGUGCAGAACGACAACAUAAGUCCUUUGUAG